Messenger RNA from Eurypyga helias (sunbittern), 2117 nucleotides. RefSeq names its product acyl-CoA synthetase long-chain family member 6 (gene ACSL6). Gene Ontology annotation, biological process: long-chain fatty-acyl-CoA biosynthetic process; long-chain fatty acid metabolic process; very long-chain fatty acid metabolic process. The transcript has 20 exons. Bases 21 to 2117 code for a protein of 698 amino acids. The record is from RefSeq and is a predicted model, not a curated record. Gene Ontology annotation, molecular function: arachidonate-CoA ligase activity. NCBI's taxonomy places the organism in Eukaryota, Metazoa, Chordata, Aves, Eurypygiformes, Eurypygidae. Gene Ontology annotation, cellular component: membrane; endoplasmic reticulum.
CCGUGUCGCUGGUGGAGAAGAUGCAGGCUCAAGAGAUCCUGCGCAGCCUGCGGCUCCCCGAGUUCGAUGACCUCAGCCAGUUCUUCCGCAACCUGCCGGCCACGGCGCUGGUGGGCAUCGGUGCCUUUGCGGCUGUCGUUGCCUACUGGUUCGCCAGCCGGCCCAGGCCUGUGAAGCCGCCCUGCGACCUGCGGAUGCAGUCGGAGGAAGUCGAGGGUCUGGCUGGAGCACGCCGAUCGGUGAUUGGGGACAGCCCGGAGCUGCUGACACACUACUACGAUGAUGCCAGGACCAUGUACGAGGUCUUCAGGAGGGGAUUCAGCAUCUCUGAAAAUGGUCCCUGCCUGGGGUUCAGGAAGUCCAAGCAGCCAUACCAGUGGCUGGCCUACAAGGAGGUGGCUGAAAGAGCAGAAGCUCUGGGUUCAGGGCUUAUUCUGCAGGGCUGCAAGCCAUCCACAAAGCAGUUCAUUGGGGUCUUUGCCCAAAAUCGUCCAGAGUGGAUCAUUUCUGAGCUGGCUUGCUACACCUACUCCAUGGUGGUGGUUCCCCUCUACGACACCUUGGGUCCUGGAGCCAUUCGUUACAUCGUCAACACAGCUGACAUUUCCACAGUCAUUUGUGACAAACCUGAAAAAGCCAGAACACUCCUCGACCACGUGGAGAGGAGAGAAACGCCAGGUCUGAGCUCCAUCAUCCUGAUGGACCCGUUUGAGAAGGAGCUGAUGGAGAGAGGGAGUCGCUGUGGCGUUCACAUCCAGGCCAUGCAGGAGGUGGAGGAGCGUGGCCGUGAGAGUCGACACGUCCCUGUGCCUCCUCGACCAGAAGAUCUAUCAAUUGUCUGUUUUACUAGUGGCACUACAGGAAACCCCAAAGGUGCUAUGCUGACUCACGGGAACGUGGUUGCUGAUUUUUCAGGCUUUUUGAAAGUGACGGAGAAAGUGAUCUUUCCGAGACAGGACGAUGUGCUCAUCUCCUUCCUGCCUCUGGCUCACAUGUUUGAACGAGUUAUACAGUCUGUCGUGUAUUGCCACGGAGGGCGAAUUGGGUUCUUUCAAGGAGAUAUUCGUCUCUUAUCUGACGACAUGAAAGCACUGCGUCCAACCAUCUUCCCUGUCGUGCCGCGGCUGUUAAACAGGAUGUACGACAAGAUCUUCAGCCAGGCAGACACGUCCCUCAAGCGCUGGAUUCUGGAAUUUGCUGCAAAACGGAAAAAGGCUGAAGUUCGAAGUGGGAUCAUCAGAAAUGACAGUUUGUGGGAUAAGCUUUUCUUUAAUAAAAUACAGGCGAGUCUCGGCGGGCACGUUCGCAUGAUAGUAACAGGUGCUGCGCCUGCGUCUCCGACUGUCCUGGGCUUCCUCCGUGCCGCCCUCGGAUGCCAGGUUUAUGAAGGCUAUGGCCAGACAGAAUGCACAGCUGGAUGCACCUUUACGACCCCAGGUGACUGGACAUCAGGUCAUGUAGGAGCCCCUUUGCCCUGUAACUUAAUCAGAUUGAAGGAUGUGGAAGAGCUGAAUUAUUUUGCUUCCAAAGGAGAAGGAGAGAUAUGUGUAAAAGGACCAAACGUUUUCAAAGGCUAUCUGAAAGACGAAGAGAAGACAACCGAAGCGCUGGACCAGGAGGGCUGGCUUCACACUGGAGACAUCGGGAAAUGGUUACCUAAUGGGACUCUUAAAAUCAUUGAUCGGAAAAAGCAUAUAUUUAAACUUGCUCAGGGAGAAUAUAUUGCACCAGAGAAGAUAGAGAAUAUCUACAUCCGCAGUGACCCUGUUGCCCAGAUCUAUGUCCAUGGAGACAGCCUGCAGGCCUUUCUGGUGGGAAUUGUGGUGCCCGAUUCCGAAGUUAUGCCAGGCUGGGCAAAGAAAAGAGGGUUUGAUGGAACGUAUGCAGAACUCUGUAAAAAUAAGGAACUGCAGCAAGCGAUAAUGGAAGACAUGGUACGGUUAGGGAAGGAGAGUGGACUUCACUCCUUUGAGCAGGUCAAAGCCAUUUACAUUCACUCUGACAUGUUCUCAGUACAAAACGGUUUGUUGACACCAACGUUAAAGGCUAAGAGACCAGAACUAAGAGAUUACUUCAAAAAACAAAUAGAAGAGCUAUAUUCAAGCAUCUCCAUCUGA